AUGUAUUCAGGGCCUAUGCCACAGCCUGCAAGCGCAGGGGGGACUCCAGCGAGCCCUGGCCGUCCCCAGAGUCACCCCAACGGCCAUCCAGCUCGAUCCGAAGUACCGGAAUGUCGAAUCCGGAACGACCAGCAAUGCAACGAUGGUAGUAGAUGCAAAUCAAACGACUGGCGAAUCACAGAUUCUACCCUGUUUGCGUACAAUGCCAUGAGCGGGUGCAGCCACGCGGAAACAACGAACCUAUACGCUUGGUUGAAAGGCCAUCACAGAAACUGUGGGCCAGAGAAUGACUGCUCUCUGUUGCUUCAGAAGUUGGAGGCGCAGGAUCCGGACUCCGCACAAACUGAUGGAGACAGGCAUGACGAUGGAAGAGUGUUUUCAGUGCCUCGCCCAAGUUACGAAGCCACCACUCAAUGGGGUGACGAAACGAGGCUGCAUAGAGCGAGAGGGUCAACACUGCGGGCGGGAUCGGAGGGCAACUUUGCGACGCAGCACUCUCGAGCAGACUGUCGCUGCUCCGGUGAAUGUAACGUUGGCGUGAGUAGAGACCUUCAAGACCCUUAUGUAUCUGAUGGCGAGGAUCCCGGUAGAAUAUCGCCAGACACUUUCCGCCUAUGGACCAAAAACUGUGCCAAAGUUCAAAAGCACUCUCAUAAUCAGCCUGCAAAGGACCUCAGCGCAAAGGACGUGGAAAGGGGACUCCCUCGCCCGGCCAAGAACCGCGUCGACGAGACACCCGACGACUCAGCCACGGCAUCCAUCUCGCCCGUCCCGUCCGGCGAGCACCAGAGACUGGUCCAACAGCCCAAACCAACUGGAAAAGCAGAUAAACACGACGAAAUACGCACCUGGCAGCGCAAACUGUCCCUCCACGCCGCGACCCCAGCCACAGCCACAGGCACGUCGCACCGACUCCCGAAUCAAGUCCACGUCCUCACGCUCCCCCAAGUCCAAUCCGCGCUCGGCCAUCCUCUCGCGCCCCCUACAAUCCACACCGUCCCUCUGUCGCAAUACACCAGCGCCCUCGGCAGACGCGCCUCGUUCCUCGACUCGUCGGAAUCGCACCUAGCCCAACUCGCCCGCGUCCGCAGCCACCUGCACGGCCAGGUGCUCACCCUCCAAGAAACACUGGACAGCAUCACGGCGCACGCAGGCAAAAUCAUGCGCAGACGCCACCCGCUCCUCACGGAAGCAGACGCCAAGGAACAGAGCGAGAGGGACGACAUAUACGCCUACCUUGGGGACUACAUGCGCAGCCUGGACGCCGAGUGCGACGCCAGGCACGAGAAGCUGCAUUUGCUAGCCCGCGAGGUCCACAAGCUGAGGGAGCAGGAGGCCAGGCUGAGGGACAUGAUAGGAGCCGUGGGCACGACGGUGGGCGUCGGCACAGAAGAGGUCAAUGGCGACGUAGGCGAGAUGGAGAGGCUGGUGAGGCUAAUCGACGAGGGGGAGACGGGAGUCCUGGGGAGGCAACGCCGCCCCGAGCCGUACUAG
Metarhizium album ARSEF 1941 is the source of this 1494-nucleotide messenger RNA. RefSeq lists its product as uncharacterized. Lineage: Eukaryota; Fungi; Ascomycota; Sordariomycetes; Hypocreales; Clavicipitaceae. The transcript has 3 exons. Bases 1 to 1494 code for a protein of 497 amino acids. The record is from RefSeq and is a predicted model, not a curated record.